ACGUUUCCACAGCGCGUGCAUGAGUGCCGUGCAGUUCAUUCUAUUCCACAAGGCCAAGUCCAGAUGAGGUCCCUGUGGGUCCAAGUCCUGGUCCAAGUACUGGUAUUGGAUCUAAACCAGGUCUGGAGUCUGAAUCCACCAAGACCAAACUUUGUCCUGAUGAUGGUGGAUGACCUUGGGAUAGGAGACCUAGGCUGCUACGGCAACAAGACACUCAAGACUCCUCAUAUGGACAGUCUGGCUUCGGAUGGGGUGAAGUUGACUCAUCACAUUGCAGCGGCUCCUCUCUGUUCUCCGAGUCGAGCUGCUUUCCUCACAGGACGAUACCCCAUAAGGACAGGUGUGUUUGGCAAUGGAGUGUUUCUUUUUAACGCUGGCUCUGGAGGACUUCCUCAGUCUGAGCUCACCUUUGCCUCCAUCGCACAAGAGCAGGGCUACAAGACUGCACUCAUUGGUAAAUGGCACUUGGGUCUAAACUGUGAGACUAGCUCUGACCACUGUCACCACCCCAACAAACACGGAUUUAAAUACUUUUUUGGAUUUCCUUUGACAAACCUUCGGGACUGCCACCCCGGACAUGGCACCGUUUUCCAAUUCAACAAAUAUUUACCCAUAAAAACUACAGUUGUCAUUUUAAUCUCAACCAUUAUCGUGUACUAUUUUGGGCUACUUCCUGUUCCAAGAUUUUUGGUGAUGGGAGCGACAUCAUUGGCUGUCCUGGUCACAUGUUUUCUCACAACGUUCUUAUUGGUUGUCCCGUAUAUGAACUGUAUUUUGAUGCGAAAUGGGGAAAUUGUGGAACAGCCGUUUUCUACCCUGAAUAUGACCCAAAGGAUGACCCAAGAGGCGGUGGACUUUAUGGAGAGGAGCUCUGAGGGCCCGUUCCUGCUCCUCGUCUCAUAUCUUCAGGUUCACACUGCGCUCUUCACUUCUGCAGAUUUCAGAGGCUCCAGUGCUCAUGGUCUCUAUGGCGAUGCUGUACAGGAAGUAGACUGGAGUGUGGGUCAGAUCUUGCAGACUCUGGAGCGUUUGGGCUUGACUCAGAACACAGUGGUGUAUCUGACCUCAGAUCAGGGAGCACAUCUGGAGGAAGUGUCUGUGAGCGGAGAGAGACAUGGUGGCUCCAACGGCAUCUACAAGGCUGGGAAAGCCACAAACUUUGAGGGAGGAAUCCGGGUCGUGGGGCUGAUCCGAUGGUCUGGAAAAAUCCCCAAAGGACUGGAGAUCUACGAACCCACUAGCAACAUGGACAUGUUCCCCACUGUGGUACAGCUGACUGGGGGACAGCUGCCACAGGACAGAGUCAUUGAUGGGCGCCCCCUUGUGGACCUGUUGUUGGGUACAUCUCAGAGUUCAGAUCAUGAGUUUAUGUUUCAUUACUGUUCCUUCACAGUGCAGGCUGUGCGCUGGAGACCCAAACACCGUAGUUCAGUUUUUAAGAUGUUUCAUUUCACUCCAAACUUCUAUCCCGUGAACUCCACUGGCUGCUAUCACACUCACGUCUGUUUCUGCUCCCCUAACCACAUCACUACCCACAAUCCCCCUCUGCUCUAUGACUUGACCCUUGACCCCUCCGAGUCCACACCUCUGAGUCCGGGAUCUGAACAGGACUACCAUGACAUCAUCAGGACCAUGGAUGCGGCAGUGAGAGAGCAUCGUGACUCACUGCAGCCCAGGGAGAGUGAGAUGUCUGUGGGGAAAGUGCUGCCCAAACCCUGGCUCCAACCAUGUUGUUCCUCUGUCUCCCAGCUCUGCCAGUGUCACAAGGAAAGAUAGGGUUUAGACCUGGUUUAGACCUGGUUUAGACCUGGUUUAGACCUGGUUUAGACCUGGUUUAGACCUGGUUUAGACCUGGUUUAGACCUGGUUUAGACCUGGUUUAGACCUGGUUAAGACCUGAUUUAGACCUGUUUUUUUUUUGUUUUUUUGUUUUUUUUGCUAUGAGAAGGUUAAUGUGCAUAUGACAGGUUUUGAUGAUUGUCACAUUUUGAGUUAAUUUGGUGGAAUAAUACCUGUUGUAAAUAUAAACUUUUUUUUUCACGUGUUUUAUGUAUUUUUUUUUUUUACUUUUUAUUCUUUUGGUACUUUAAACAUUAUUUCAAACAAACAAAAUAAAGCCGUUUAUUUUAUUUGUAUUUGUCAAAUAAUAAUUUCUGUGUACAUUAGAUGAGUUUCAGCAUGGUUGCUAGGUAACUUUUAUGGAAUUCUUUAGCAUGGUAUGAUUUCCAACCAGGAAGUAAAAUUUUAAACCUUAAAAAUAAAAUUUUUUGUAAAGUCUU
Periophthalmus magnuspinnatus is the source of this 2278-nucleotide messenger RNA. It is a transcript of the gene sts, whose product is annotated as steroid sulfatase (microsomal), isozyme S. NCBI's taxonomy places the organism in Eukaryota, Metazoa, Chordata, Actinopteri, Gobiiformes, Gobiidae. The transcript has 10 exons. The coding region runs from base 64 to 1776 and encodes 570 amino acids. The record is from RefSeq and is a predicted model, not a curated record. Gene Ontology annotation, molecular function: arylsulfatase activity.